AUGGUGGAUGAAUUAUUGGCUCGAAAAGUCAAUCUCAAAGCAACGACAACAAGUGUCCCACCGCCAUUGCAGUUUGCAGUAGAGGGCUGCAGAAUGACGAGUGUCCAAAAAUUGUUAGCUGCUGGGGCGGAUGUCAAUCAUUAUUAUGGACCGGACGAAGAUUUACCAUUGGUUCGAGCCAUAAAUAAUCUAAGACCUGACAUGAUAAAAUUAUUGAUCCGUCACGUGACUGAGCCAAGUGAAGGAUGGAUAACGACACCAUUGAUGAGUGCUUGUCAUGCUAAAGCACCAAGAUCAAUUGAGUUCUUGAUCAAUCUUCCAAACAUUGACAUCAGCAAAGUUAAUAACAAAAAUGAAACUUGUUUGUUUAUGAAUGUUAAUGGUCUAGACGCAGCUGGCUUAGAAUUAAUCUUAAAUACUAAUAUUGAGUGCCGAGGUAUUCUUGAUAAGGAUGCUGAAACUGGUCCAAUUCAAGCUGAAUGUUUUAGAGAAGUCCAAUUGAUGAUGAACACCUACGAACCAUCAAUUAACUGGUCUUUCUUUAGAAUCCUUCGUGUUUCACAACAUCUACUGACCUUGCGGUUCAAAAACAUUCAAGUUCCUGCUGGCAACGAAGAAGAACUGAUCGAAAAUUUUCCAAUUUACGGAAGGAUGCUCGCAUUUCAUAUGAAGAAAGCUCUGCAGCGCAAGGUGUUAUUUGAACAAGCAGAAGAAGUACUGCUGGUUAUUUUUCGUAAACUUCUGCCUGCUACUGUUAUCAACGAAAUAAUCUUUUUUUUGACUAACUAUGAUUUGUAUAAAUUGAAAGAGUAA
Molecule: messenger RNA, 813 nt
Organism: Cotesia congregata
Lineage: Eukaryota; Metazoa; Arthropoda; Insecta; Hymenoptera; Braconidae
Source: the annotation of a GenBank genome assembly